Molecule: messenger RNA, 1597 nt
Organism: Austrofundulus limnaeus
Lineage: Eukaryota; Metazoa; Chordata; Actinopteri; Cyprinodontiformes; Rivulidae
Gene: stx11b.1
Product: syntaxin 11b, tandem duplicate 1
Exons: 2
Coding region: 219-1115 (298 amino acids)
Biological process (GO): exocytosis; synaptic vesicle fusion to presynaptic active zone membrane; intracellular protein transport
Cellular component (GO): plasma membrane; synaptic vesicle; SNARE complex
Molecular function (GO): SNARE binding; SNAP receptor activity
Source: RefSeq, a predicted model, not a curated record
UUUAUGCAUGAGGAGGAGGUUUGUUUUUCUGUUCAGUCUGGAGAGGUCGGCCUCAGAGCUGGAGGAUGCUGCUGAGGUGCUGCAACCAGCCGACAAGGGACAACGUUUAACAUCUUCGGAUGAAACAGGUUAACUCUUUUGAGUGUUCAAUGUGCUUCGAAGAAACAAUAAUCAGAACAUCGUUUUGACCCUGUAGUCUUCACUUCUCCGGCUCAAACAUGAGGGACCGACUGAGCAACCUGCAGGAGAUGCACAGCGACGAAGCCGAGUCGCUGGAGUAUCCCGAGUCCACCAUGUCCGACUCCUUCAGUAAUGUCGACCUGGAAGAAGAGCUGCCCCAUGAGGCAGUCAUCUUUGACAACAGCCCCGAUCUGGACGAUGUCUUUUCUCAGUCCCAGGACAUCCACCGAGAGGUCCAGCUCAUUCGCCUUGAGGUCAAGAGGCUCCGCGAGCAGAACUCCCGAAUGCUCCAGGGUACGACCGCCAUGAGCACAAUCAAAGAGGACUCCAACGCCAUCGGUGCCGACAUAAAGAACAAGGCUGAAGGUGUCCUAGAACGUCUGCACAACAUGGACGGAACGGCCCACAAGCUGGAAGAAAAGCACGGCUCAAACUCUGCCGUCACGCGCAUCGCACGAACCCAGUACGCUUGCCUUAGUAACGGUUUUCGAGACGCCAUGUUUGACUAUAACGAGGCUGAGAUGAGCCAUCGGGAGAACUGCAAAGCCCAAAUCAUGAGGCAGAUGGAGAUCGUGGGGCGUGACGUGACGGACGAAGACCUGGAGGACAUGAUCGAGAAAGGUCAGCUGAGCGUCUUUACUGACAACGUCGUGAGCGAAGGCAAAACGGCCAAAUCGGCUCUGUCCCAGAUAGAGAAGCGGMACCAGGAGCUGAUAGAUUUGGAGAGCCGCAUCAAGGGCAUCCACGAGAUUUUCCUGGACAUUGCUCUGCUGGUGGAAGAGCAGGGCCCCAUGAUGAACUCUAUCCAAACCAACGUUCAGAAAACCGACGCCACCUUACAAGACGCCCUGGUCAAACUCAGCAYGGCUAAACGCCACGACAAAAACAACCCAUUUAAAAAGAUGUUCUGCGGCUGCUUUCCGUGCUACAACUAAAGGACUGGGAACAAGAAACAGGUCAAGGGAUACCGGCAAUUGAAAUGUCUAAAAAGGAAAAUAUGUCUUUGCUCUUAUUGUCACAAAGUAUUUAUGUGGCGGUUGAAGAGUAAAAACAUUUCUCAAGAAAUAAAGUGAAGGCUUUAAAGAACAAAUGAGUCAAGUAACAAAACUGUGGAUCAUGUGUCAAGACAAUUUUAAAUUAUUUUCAUAUAGCUUUUAGAAUUUUAGAGAAUUUAACAUGUUAAACACGGAAACGUUGAAGCCUGAGAAAUACUUUCUGAUGCAAGACAAGGUAACUGAAAUGAUCCUUUUCUUUGUAAUCUCAAAUUUGUUUUGAAGAAAUCAACAGGUUCCACAAUAAAUGGAGCUGAGAUUAUGUGCGCCACCUUUUGAUUGUAAACCUAGUGGCUGCUUUUGUUGGAUACCAUCUGUGGUGUUGUGUAUAUAUUAUAGAAGUAUUAAACAAUGACAUGAGUCUA